Molecule: messenger RNA, 618 nt
Organism: Culex quinquefasciatus (southern house mosquito)
Lineage: Eukaryota; Metazoa; Arthropoda; Insecta; Diptera; Culicidae
Product: craniofacial development protein 2-like
Exons: 2
Coding region: 1-618 (205 amino acids)
Molecular function (GO): catalytic activity
Source: RefSeq, a predicted model, not a curated record
AUGCACCGAACCCUUUCCAAAUAUGUCGUCGAGAUCAGCGACAAGGGAACGCUCCCGAUCGUGAACACUCCGCCCAUGCGUUUUUUGGAGAGGACACCUAAGAUGCUUGCCAAGAAGCGUACCCGCCGCACACCAAGGUCUCUCAAAUUUGACGGGAGUAUCCGCAUACUUUCCGACAUACUGAGGGUCCGCAAGUUCAGCAUCGUAGCGCUGCAGGAGGUUGGCUGGAUAGGCGCGGAGGAGAUACAAGCGUACACAAGGAUUGGCUGUAAAAUCUACCAGAGCCGCGGCGAAAACAGGAGGCUGGGGACAGCCUUUAUAGUGCUGGGCGAAAUGCGCGAUCGCGUGAUUGGGUGGACCCCGCUCACCGACCGAAUGUGCGUGUUGAGGGUUAAGGGCCGUUUUUUCAACAUCAGCAUCAUAAACGUGCACAGCCCGCACUCAGGAAGCGAAGAUGACGACAAGGACGCAUUUUACGAGCAGCUGAACUGGACGUACAAUAGCUGCCCAAAACAUGACGUCAAAGUCGUUAUUGGAGAUUUUAACGCUCAGGUUGGCCAGGAGGAGGAAUUCAGACCAGUGAUAGGGAAGUUCAGCGCCCACGUACGCACGAACUAG